AUGCGGUUGACAAGUCGAGUCAACGCGUUGCUCAUCAUCAUGUUGAGAGGGAGCAAGAUGCUCGCGUUCAUAUCUCUUUUUCUCGUCGCCAGCUGCUCCACUCGCGCAGCUGUCGGUCAGAACGUCUCUGUCGCCACAAUACAUUCUCGGUCACCCAGUGAUGCCGAUUUGCUGACGUUCCAAGGCCGCCCCACCAGUCGCGCUCUGGCGGGCGGUGACGCAUCGGCGGAAGGCGUUGGCGGAGCAGCACCGCGGCAGGCGCAGGUAGCGGGACGCGCGGGACCAGCAUCCGCGGAGGUGGUGGGGAGUGCGGAGACUGAGGAAGGAGGGCCGGUGGCGUUUGGGGGCCGUCGGAUUUCGUCGCUGACAGGCAUCGCAACAGCAGGGAGUCAGAUGAAGGGGCGGAGUCCCGCGGAUGGGCUAACCCCGCGGGGCGUGCGCGGAACUACAGGGGCAGAGAAAGGCGCGCAAACGCGGAGGCGGGGGCGGAGGCUGGUGCUUCAGUAUCAAGCAGUGCGCCGUUCGGUCCAAGACUAUGCUCGGGUCCUCCCGUUACUACAACCAAUCGGUACAAUCACUCUCCUUCAGACCCCUCUGGUACCAUCUCUCGCGUCACCCGUUCGCUCCCUCCCCCUCCGGAUUUCCUCCUCUCUCUUCCCAUUCCCUCCCUCUCUCUCUCCCCCCAUUCCGUCCCUCUCUCCAUCCCCAUUCCCUCUCUCUCCCUCUCCCCAUUCCCUCCCUCCCUCCCUCCCCAUUCCCUUUCCCUCCCUCUCCCCAUUCCCCCCCUCCCUCCAGCCCCCCAUUCCCUCCCUCUCCCUCUCCCCAUUUCCUCCUCGUCUCCCUCCCCAUUUCUCCCCUUCUUUCUCUCCUCAUUCGCUCCAUCUCUCCCUUCCCAUCACCUCUCUCUCUUCCUCCCUCCCUCCCCAUACCCUCCCUCUCUCCCUCCCAUUCCCUCCAGCUCUCCCUCCCCAUCUCUCUCCCUCCCCAUUCCUCCAGCUCUCCCUCCCCAUCUCCUCUCUCCCUCCCCAUCUCCUCUCUCCCUCCCCAUUCCUCCAGCUCUCCCUCCCCAUCUCCUCUCUCCCUACCCAUCUCUUCUCUCCCUCCCCAUUCCUCCCGCUCUCCCUUCCCAUCUCCUCUCUCCCUACCCAUCUCAUCUCUUCCUCCCCAUUCCCUCCCGCUCUCCCUACCCAUUUCAUCUCUCCCUCCCCAUUCCUCCCGCUCUCCCUCCCCAUUUCCCCUCAUGUCCCAGUCAACCCAGGUUUCCACAACUGGAACUUUGUCAUUUUCAAAUACUGCGAUGGUGCUGCUUUCGCUGGUAGCCGCGGCGCCGUGCAAUCGCGUAACGCCAACAGCAACAAGCCACCAGUCUACAUGGAAGGGCGGUGGAACCUUAUAGGGAUAGUGGAGGAGCUUUUAGCGAAGCAAAGGCUGGGACAGGCUACAGACGUGCUGCUGACCGGCUGUAGCGCGGGGGGGCAAGGGGUCAGCAUGGUGUGUGAUGGUGUUGCCAAAUGGAUGGCUCAGUACGGAGCCAAAACCCGGUGUCUCAUGGACGCUGGAUUCUUCAUGGACAUCCCCACCGUACGUGGCGCGUACGCGUUUCGCCGUCGGAUGAGCCAGCUGGCGUCGACGGCAAAUCUCGCGCAAUCCAGCUACGACGUGGGCUGCGCUGCUGCUUUCAGAGGAACAAAGCAGUCAUGGAAGUGUACCUUCCCCGAGUACAACCUGCAUUUUUGGCCUGGUAAGAACCUGCCUUGGGCUAUUAGCGAGUGGUACUAUGGUGCAGCUGUUGCUGCGCGCCUGCACAGGCGUAGAUAG
This is a messenger RNA of Closterium sp. NIES-65, 1818 nucleotides long. Lineage: Eukaryota; Viridiplantae; Streptophyta; Zygnematophyceae; Desmidiales; Closteriaceae. The record is from the annotation of a GenBank genome assembly.